Drosophila willistoni is the source of this 3408-nucleotide messenger RNA. RefSeq names its product menin (gene Mnn1). Gene Ontology annotation, biological process: negative regulation of cell cycle; negative regulation of cell population proliferation; regulation of transcription by RNA polymerase II. Gene Ontology annotation, molecular function: Y-form DNA binding; transcription cis-regulatory region binding; chromatin binding. Gene Ontology annotation, cellular component: chromatin; nucleus; histone methyltransferase complex. Lineage: Eukaryota; Metazoa; Arthropoda; Insecta; Diptera; Drosophilidae. The record is from RefSeq and is a predicted model, not a curated record. Bases 799 to 3168 code for a protein of 789 amino acids. The transcript is spliced from 3 exons.
GCAGAAAAUGUAAACACGACGCAAUUUUCUUUGGAUUUGCGCUUCAAAAAAUCUCCACCAAAAAUAAAAACAACGAAAACAACAAGAGUUGUAAUGAAACAAAAUUGCGUUGAAUGGUGAAAUAAAUGAAAUUUACAGCAAAUUGCUGUUUCGUUUUCUUCAAUUAAUAUUCAAAUUCAACAAUUUAACAAAUUGUAAAAGCGGAGAGAGGGUGGUCAGUGGUGGAACGUGGAAAAUAACAACAAAAAUUUGAGAAGUUCACCUGCAGCUGAUGACGUUGGCAGGUCGCAAAACGAAGGACAGCCAAAGGAUAACCAGCAGCAGCAGCAGCAACAACGACAACUGCACGAAAAAAAAUUGACGAAGUGCAAUUGAACGACAACUUAAAACGCAUACACACACAUACGUAUAAAGUUUUACAAAGAAGAAGACAAAAAUCCUUCUCCAAAAAAAGAAGAACGAAAAAAAAGAAGAUAAAGUGCACACAAGGUGGAAAAAAAGUGGUUUGUCAACUUGUUGGAAUGGCAAGAACAUUGCAGCAGUCGCAGCAGCAGCAGCAGCAGCAGCAAACAUAUCCCGACGAUUCCCUCGCAAAGUUACAAAAAAUUCAGUCUAAAUGCAGCAACGCCCGCGGAUAGAGGAGUAUAAGCUGCGCUGCAACAGGAAUUAAGGAAUCUCUGUGCAUCGUCGUCACCUCCACCCACCCACAUCUGCCUCGCGUUAAGAAACAGCAAGGAAAAAAGAAAAGAAGAGGCCUAGUCACAUUGGCUGGACAGCAGCAGCAGCAGCAGCAGCAUCAUGUCAUCCACUGUUACUCGCAGUGCCAGCGCCAGUCCCAUGGUUCUGAAUUGCGGCCUCAUCGACGCUAGUUUGUUCCCAUUGAAAUCCACAUCGGAUGUUGUCAAUCUGUUUCGACGUUCAUUAACCGAAACUUCCAAUUCGGGCAUUGAGCCUGAUUUGACAUUGCUAUCCAUCAUUGUCGGUUACAUUGAGUUAUCCUUGACCACGGGCGAGGCUGCUGCCCAGGCAGCCCAAGCGGCGGCACAAGCAGCAGCAUCGGCAGCAACUGACCCCUGUCUGACGAAUUCAACUGGAGCGACAGCCUCCUCCAAUCAUGAUGUCAUAAUGGGAAAUAGUGUGCCAUUUCCUGUGGUCACUCACGAACUGAUCGCUGGUCUCUAUAAGAAAUUCCAGACCAUACUCUCGGUGAUGGAUAAACCGAAGCCGCAUCGUCAGGCCACGCGUGAAAUCAUUAAGAAAGUCUCGGAUGUCAUUUGGAACUCGUUGAUACGCAGCAGCUACAAGGAUAGGGCUCAUUUGCAAAAUCUCUAUAGUUAUCUGUCUGGCAAUAAGUUGGAUUGUUUCGGUGUUGCCCUGGCGGUUGUGGCUGGUUGUCAGCUCCUUGGCUAUAAGGACGUACGAUUGGCCAUAUCGGAGGACCACGCUUGGGUUGUAUUUGGUCAAAAGCCACGUUUGGAGACUAUUGAAGUAACUUGGCACGGCAAGGGCAGCGAGGAUAAGCGAGGACAGGAUAUAAAUGCUGGCAUAGAGUCGGGCUCUUGGCUAUAUCUUGGUGGUUUGGCGGUAGUAUGCGAAAGGGGCAUGGAGGUGGCUGCGAUUUGUGCAGCUCUCAACAUUUCUUUGACAGCGAACAGCGAUUGUGUUGAGGUCGCUGAGUUGCAGCAACAAUUACUCUGGAUGCUCUACGAUCUGGGUCAUUUGAAACGUUAUCCCAUGGCGCUGGGUACUCUGGGUGAAUUGGAGGAGAUCAAUCCAACGCAUCGCACCAUCACCUGUGAGCAAUUGUAUCGUGAGGCCAUUGAAUCAUCGCGUCUUUAUUAUCGCAAUCAUCAUGUCUAUCCGUAUACGUAUCAGGGCAAUUAUUACAAUCGUUUGCUCAAGUAUCGCGAUGCAUUCGCCGCCUGGGCCAAUGCUGCGGAUGUGAUUCGUCUGUAUACGUAUCAGUGUCGCGACGAUGAAGAGAUUUACAAAGAGCUACUUGAUAUUGCGAAUGAGCUAAUACCAUAUGUUAUGAAAUCCGAGAGUUCCGGCCAUUCGGCACGCAGUAUUUUAAGAGACGCUGAAGUCUUUGCCAAUCUGCUACGUUUCUAUGACGGCAUCUGUCAAUGGGAGGAGGAUAGUUUGACUCCCAUUUUGCACAUUGGUUGGGCUAAGCCAUUGGUAAAUAAUAUUACCAAAUUUGAUUAUGAUGUCAGAUCACAGGUGAUGAUUAAAUUACCCGAGGAUUUGGAAGCAGAACAGCAACAGGCAGCAGCAGCAGCCGCAGCGGCUGAAGCAGCCAAACAAGAGGAUGCCAAACGGGAGGCUGCUCUUCUUCAAUUGGAGGGCAAUAAUAAUAUUAACAUUAAUUCGAUGGUUAAAAAGGAUGAGAAGUCGAAACCUUCAGAGCAAUUGCCCACAACAUUGGCCGAUCUAACUGCUGCUUGUGGUGAGAAGAUUUUGAAUCCGGAUUUUCUGCUCCAGGGCGGUAAUCAACCAUUUGCGGAGCAGAAGCAACAAAAUAACAGUGCUGGCAAUGAGCCAACUGAAGCUAAUAACAACAAUAGCAGUCAUAAUAAUAGCGAAAAGGAGGCUAAAACCAGCAGCACAAUAACAGCAACAAUUGCAACAGCAACAACAUCAACAAGUACAACAAGCAAUGGAGGCAGCAGCAGCAGCAGCGGCAAUCCAAAUGCAACUAUUGAGACUCCACAGGAACCUAAAGAAGCUAAGCUGGAGGAGAAGCAGAAGCAGAUAGAAGUUAAAGCACCUCCAACUCCAACCGAUGACUAUGAGGAAUAUGUACAAAUUAUGCUCAAACGUCCAGUUAUUACAUUGUAUAGUCAAAAGAUGAAGGGACUAAAGGAUUUAUUGCUGGCUGAGAAGUUGAAUACCCAUGCCAUAUCCUUGCAGGUGACCGCCCAAUCGGUGGCCUCACGAAAGGUGCGCGGAGUGGCCGAGAAACAGCAGACGGCAACAAUUUCGGCCACAAUAACGGCCAUAACGACAGAGAGUGGUGGAACUGGUGGGUCUUCAGGUGGUUUACAAGCAACACCAACUGGAAUGGGUGGAGCAGGUAGUUCCGUGUCCUCAGCAGCUGGAGGAGGAAAUGUAGCGAGUGGCGACUCAAUAGCCGCCUCUCGCCCCAAGCGAACGCGUCGCGAGUAAAAUCUAACGAGUGGCAAGCGAGGACAAGAACGAGUAACGAGAGGAAUACGACAUAUAUAUAUAUUCAAUCCUUUUUAUUAUAUAUAUAUGUAUUGUAUGCAUUCAUAUUUUUGUCAAUGUUCAAUGUGUAUUUAUGUAGUUUGUAAGACAAGAGCGCAAAAUUUAAUCCGUUAGAGAACGCUUAGCGUUUUAAAAAACAAAAAAACAAAGUGAAAAUCAACAAGAACGAACAAGCACACA